GGGCAAGAGAGGUGUUUUUUUACCGGCAAAGAGUGUUUUCUAAGUUCUAACCUUAGCAACAACCAUGGCUUCUUCUACUUCAAUCUCUGGUUUCACCAUCUGUUCGAAUUCCCAGUCAGAAUUUCUCAGUUCCAAAUCUUCACGCUAUGCCUUCUCCAAUUCCCUUCCUAGGAUUUCAUUUCAACUCCCCACACAUUUUCCAGCACUUGUUUCUUCCGCACCAAGGGUCUUAUCAAGUUUUGUGAAACAAAACAUAGCUUCUCUCCUCAUCGGCUCCUUCAUCUUCGUCGGCUCCUUCUCCAACAGAGCCGCCAUGGCAGCACUCACACCCCCGCUUGCUGCUGUACACACCGAGGAGAAGACGGAGACGGAGGAGGAGAUGUGCCAGAAGAUUCUGGAGAAUGACCCGAAGAACGUUGAGGCUCUGAAGGUGGUUGUGUACGGCAAGAUUAGGAGAGGGAAGGCCAAAGAGGCGAUUAAGUUGGUAGAGAGUUUGAUUAAGGUGGAGCCAAACGAAGUUGAAUGGAGGCUUUUGUUGGCCCUCUGUUACGACACCAUGGGCCACUUCAGUACUUCAAAGAGACUCUUCAAGGAAAUCUUGCGCCAAAGGCCUCUUUUUCUCAGAGCUCUCCACGGUUUGGCUAUGGUGAUGCACAAGAACCAUGAAGGGCGUGCUGUGUUUGAAAUGCUGGAUAAGGCUAGGGAGCUAGCUUCGCGUCAAGAGAGAGUUACAGAGGAGAGGAAUAUACGAAUCUUAAUUGCACAAAUGUUUGUUGUGCAGGGUGAUUUGGAGGAGGGCUUAAAAAGGUUUCAAGAUUUGGUUAAUGAAAAUCCUCGAGAUUUCAGGCCUUAUCUUUGCCAGGGAAUUAUAUACAGUCUGCUCGAUAAAAAGGAGGAAGCUGCACAGCAGUUUGAAACAUAUCAAUCUCUUGUGCCUGAAGAGUUUCCACAGAGGGGAUUCCUUGAUGAUGUUGCCUUAUCAGCAAGAGCAACUUCCAGAGAACAGUUUAUGAAGGAAUAUUCAUAUCGGAAAUAGAAACUUCUUUUCUGACUGGCUUUUGUGAUGAACUACAAUGUAUAGCAAGCAUCGGUUUUGUUUUCAUGUCACAACCUUUCUCUUUACUGUUUCGUUAUUGAUUAGCUAGCUAAUUAGUAGUUACAAUUACGGCAGUGUCUUUUUUCUUGUAUUAUUUAGUUAAUUAUGUAUUAUUAUAUUAACUAAAAUAAUUUCUUUUACAUCCAAAUAAAUGCAUUAGAUGACAGUAUAAAACUUUCGGGUUAUCAAAAUGAACUAGAAAAGAAAUCAAAAGUGAAUAAUUGUCCCAUUAUUUGCAACCACAACUUCCAGAGUAAAAAUCUUACUCACAGCUAUGAAUUCGGAUAACAGCUCCUCCAUCAACUGUAUCACAAAACCUGAAUCAUUUGGCAUCUUAUUAAAAAAGAGCAGUUACUCAGCAAUGGCUUCCAAGAUCCCUGAGAAGAAGGAGGAGCAGGCGAGCAGCACUCGACAAGCGAGCUGUUCUCGAGCGCCAACGUGGUGGCAGAGACGGCUCAGGCAAACAUCAGUGGGGAGGCAGAGAAGGUGGACAAGGCAAAAGCUGCCAAUGCGGCCGGAGACCUUCUUGACGCCGCUGGCCAGUAUGGCAAGCAUGAUGAUCAGAUUAUCACUAUUUUAGCUUCAGGUAGGUACCACCCCUAGUAAGUUCUCCUUUUGAAUCAUAUUUUUUUUUUCUCAUUAACAUUUUCAACCAAUAAUGAAUGAUAUGACCAUCCCUUGAUGGAAAGUUUGUGCGCAUACAAGUCCGAUUAGAUGCAUCAGUACCUUAUUUUCAAGAGUCAAGACAAAUCAUUCAUAUUAAAAGAUAUGGUUAUCACAAGUCAUUUAAUCAUGAUUUUGCUGCCAUAGUUUCCUUCCCCUGCUUCUAACUUGUUUUAUUGUUCUUUGUUCAAUAUAUCGCAAUUUACUUGAGCAUUGUGUACAUAAAGCAACUGCUUUAUUUCCACUGAUGGAAGGUCUUUUAAUUUUUCAAAUUUAUUGCGCUUACUUGAAGUCCUUUGUCAUUCUUAAGAGAAGAUUUUUGUAAUGAAUUUCAAGAGCAGAACCCAGAUGUCAAGUCAA
This is a messenger RNA of Arachis ipaensis, 2119 nucleotides long. Its product is annotated as protein SLOW GREEN 1, chloroplastic. Lineage: Eukaryota; Viridiplantae; Streptophyta; Magnoliopsida; Fabales; Fabaceae. The record is from RefSeq and is a predicted model, not a curated record. Gene Ontology annotation, molecular function: protein binding.